Molecule: messenger RNA, 1698 nt
Organism: Raphanus sativus (radish)
Lineage: Eukaryota; Viridiplantae; Streptophyta; Magnoliopsida; Brassicales; Brassicaceae
Product: ethylene-responsive transcription factor RAP2-4
Exons: 1
Coding region: 467-1378 (303 amino acids)
Biological process (GO): regulation of DNA-templated transcription
Molecular function (GO): DNA-binding transcription factor activity; DNA binding
Source: RefSeq, a predicted model, not a curated record
AUCAUCGGUGAGGCUGAGAGAAAAAUCACUAAAAAAACUGAGCGUCCUCCCCAAAAAAAAUUCUUAGAUAAUAAUUGUAAUCGUUGAUCCUGAAUUUAAGUUUUCUUUUCAAUUUCCCCCAUCAAAAUCUGUUUCCCCCGUUUUUCAAUCCUAAACUGUUCAUCAUCUUGGUUUCUUUGUGUUUGAAUGGUUUUCGUUGAUUAUUCAGACAAAACAUUCAAGCUUAUGAAACUGUGUUUUUAUUUAAAUUAAUCUUUUUAUUUUCAUAGAUUUAGCCGAGGGUAAUUUUUUAAAUCCCUCCUUUUGGAUCUAACAGGUUGCUUAUUUCAAACCUUUUCGAUCCACUUUUAUUUUCUUGAAUUUUCUCGGAAAAAAAUCCCUGUUCUUUACUUUUGAUAAGAAUCAGGUUAAUUUUCGGAUUCAAUUUCUAUUUUUCCUUUUAAAAAAUUUAAAUCUAUAAACUAUAAUGGAAGCUGCUAUGAAUAUGUACAGUAGCAGAACGGUUCACCAAUCAGAUUCGUUUGGUGGCGGUGAACUCAUGGAAGCGCUUGUACCUUUUAUCAAAAGCGUUUCCAACUCCUCUCCUCCUCCUCCCGCGUCCGCGUCUGCGUUUAUUAACCCCGCAGCGUCUGCGUUUCCUCUUCCUACUUUCCCCGGAUACAACCCGGUAGACUAUUCAGCGUUCAUGACCCAACCAUUUACAUACGGGUCGGAUCUUCACCAAACCGGGUCGUCACUAAUCGGGCUAAACAACCUCUCUUCCUCCCAAAUCCACCAGAUCCAAUCACAGAUCCACCACAACCACCCUCUCCUCCGGCCAAAGCCUCUACUCAUGAAGCAGCCGGGAGUCGCCGGACCUCGUUUCCCGGCGGCGGCGAAGCUCUACAGAGGCGUGAGGCAGCGUCACUGGGGCAAAUGGGUGGCGGAGAUCCGUCUGCCGAGGAACCGCACUCGUCUCUGGCUCGGGACCUUCGACACGGCGGAGGAGGCGGCGCUGGCUUACGACAAGGCGGCGUAUAAGCUGCGCGGCGAUAACGCCCGGCUUAACUUCCCCAACUUGAGUCACAGCGGGUCCCACAUAGGCGAGUACAAGCCUCUUCACUCCACGGUCGACGCCAAGCUCGAAGCUAUUUGUCGGAGCAUGGCGGAGACGCCGCAGAAACAGGACAAAGCUUCGAGGAAACGCGCGAAGAAAGCUGAGCCGGUACUGUCGGAGAAAGUCGAGCCGGCGACGGAGGAGUUCGUCGAGUCCGCCGGAUCUUCGCCGUUGUCGGAGCUGACGUUCGCCGACGCGGAGGAGCAGCCGCGGUGGAACGAGACGUUCUCGUUGGAGAAGUAUCCAUCGUACGAGAUCGAUUGGGAUUCGAUUCUGUCUUAAGAUCAGUUCCGGUUUGGUAAGAGUAGGGGUAAAGUAGGAAUUUUAGGAGCUGUCUGCAAUGGAGUUUUUGGAAAUUGCGGAGAGUGGCUAUUAGCGUAAUUAUGGUUAUGUUUAGGGGUUAAAUCUCGUUUGUUAAUAUUAUGUGUUUGUAUUAAUCUCUGUGUCGGUCCAGCUGCGGUUUUUUGUCAUGCUCGACCAUGCCACAGAUUUCAUUUUAUGUAAUUUUCUCUUUUUGUUUGUCUUUGUAAUUUCUAGCUUCAUUUUCUAAAUACUAAUGCUAUAUUUUUAGUUUUUAGUAAAAUAAAACCGCCCUUAUGAUC